Molecule: messenger RNA, 781 nt
Organism: Hylaeus volcanicus
Lineage: Eukaryota; Metazoa; Arthropoda; Insecta; Hymenoptera; Colletidae
Exons: 3
Coding region: 250-771 (173 amino acids)
Source: RefSeq, a predicted model, not a curated record
UAGAUAGUAGUUCAUUGAGUUCAUUCUAGUUUUCCGUUCAUUCGAGUUCAUUUUGUUGAAUGAUAAUGAUGUGAUACAUUGUCAGAGUUGUCAGAUUCGACUCGUGGAUUCCAGUCCAGUGUCGAUCAUUGCCAUCUCUGUAUAUUGCAUAUCAAAUCUUUGGUCAAAAACUGGAGUAAAUUCGCAUAUGAUUAUACGAAUAAAGUUAUAUUACCUUUUGCAUUACUUCGUCGUUAUUUUUAUACAACAAUGCGCAAUAUUGAGAUAAAAGCAAAAAUCGACGAUCCAGAGCUUAUAAUUUCUCGAACAAAGGAAUUAACUGAUGCUGAGUGCAUUAUUAUUAAACAACAUGACACAUUUUUUAAAGCAAAAGAUGGAAGAUUAAAAUUACGACUGUUUGAAAAUGGUUCAGGGGAAUUAAUUUACUAUAAAAGAUUCAAUACAUUGGGUCCAAAACUUUGCAUUUAUGAGAAGACCUUUUUGGAUGCCAAUGCCUGUACUGGAAUUAUAAACAUUUUAACUCUGUCCAAUGGUAGAAUAGGUGAUGUGAAAAAGACUAGAAAAUUGUAUAUGAUUGGGCAGACUCGUGUGCAUAUCGAUGAAGUCGAAGGUUUAGGAAAUUUUAUGGAGCUGGAGGUAGUUCUAACCGACGAACAGGAUAUGGAAACUGGAGAGAAGAUUGCCCAAGAUUUAAUGACCAAGUUAAAUAUAAAAGAUCAAGAUUUGAUAGCAGAAGCUUAUAUAGACUUACUUAAUAAAUCUACCAUUUAAUUGUAAUACA